This is a messenger RNA of Trematosphaeria pertusa, 643 nucleotides long. RefSeq lists its product as uncharacterized. The record is from RefSeq and is a predicted model, not a curated record. The transcript has a single exon. Lineage: Eukaryota; Fungi; Ascomycota; Dothideomycetes; Pleosporales; Trematosphaeriaceae. Bases 140 to 406 code for a protein of 88 amino acids.
UCUUCCCAGCCGUCUUGGACUACACGAAUGUCUCAAACUACCAAACAUUCUUUCGUUUGAAGGUUUGUGACCAGCACGUACUCUUCUUCCGACCAUCCGCAGAGGACCGACCUGGUGGUUGACCCAACAAUACGACGGCAUGGUAGUUCUGCCUCCGCUAAGCAAGGAUCCCUACGUCCUGGCUUACAGGUAUCGGGAGUACAUGGCGCAAAAGCCCAGGCGCCCGCGCGAAAGCAAUAAUGCCUACCACGAGACCCUACUGGCGAACCAACCCGACCCGGCUCGAGAUGCCACAGAUGCGAGAUCUCGUGCGAUCCGAUACGCAAAGGAGCACCACGAAUGCUACUAUGAGAUAAAACAUAUCAAUAUGAUUGUGCAAAUGCUGGACGACAGAGAGGCACAGUAGCACCCUGGAGAGACUUGCAAUACUCAGCAACAGCUCGACACAGCAAACCAACCGGAAGAUACCCGAUCCUACCCGCAGUAUUCUCAAAGGAUCGAGCUCCAAUAAUUUUCCUGGUGGCAAUUCAUUGAUCCUAUCUGCAGUUGUUGAAAGAAGCUUCCCGCAAUUACAUUCCAGAGCUGGCGACGGAUGCGGAACCGAGGCCUCGACUGACCUCACAAAAACCUCACGCAAACUAUC